Molecule: messenger RNA, 2209 nt
Organism: Dothidotthia symphoricarpi CBS 119687
Lineage: Eukaryota; Fungi; Ascomycota; Dothideomycetes; Pleosporales; Dothidotthiaceae
Exons: 2
Coding region: 312-2111 (599 amino acids)
Cellular component (GO): cytoplasm
Molecular function (GO): protein binding
Source: RefSeq, a predicted model, not a curated record
AUGCUCAAGGCAUCGACGACGUGACCUGCUUCACCUUCUUGACCCCGCCUGUAGCUCCAUUAAAGGUCGGGCUAUUUGUUUAAGUCACCUUGAGCCUCGCUCAGUCCGGCUCCUUCCUCACGCUGCUCAACCGUGUUUCCUUCUCAAUCCAUCAGCCUCUACCGUGGAAUCACCUUGUAAUCAAGGUGCUCUCCCCGCUUGAGCUCCACCUGCCCGCUGCUGGCUACCACGUCUCGCCCUACCAACGCUCCUUUGACCAACAACUUGGAACCCCUCUUUCUUACUGACAUCAGAGCGACUGUUUCCUGAACAUGGCUCAAACCUUCCACAUCGUCCUCAAAGACGACAAGGGCUUCGACGCCCAGGGAAGCCGCGAGUUUGACUUGGUGUUGAACUCAACCUUCCCCAUCGGCCGCUCAUCCAGAAACGCAGCCAAGCCAGAGCUCAUGCCUGCGUCUGACAACGCCUACAUCGACAGCCCAGUCGUCUCCCGAGACCACGCCGUCUUCUCCGCCAACGCCAACAGCGGGGUACCUCAGGUUUACGUCAGUGAUAGUGGCUCCAUGCAUGGCACUAUGGUGAAUGGCGUGAAGCUGGUGCCCAACACGCCUGAACCACUGUCCACUGGCGACUUGCUGCAGUUUGGAGCCGACGUCAACCGCAACGAGAGUACGUACCUCUACAGCCGUGCCAAGCCAGCUGACACUCACCCACUUCUAGGCUACUUCGUCGCUCGUAAAUACACCUUCGCCUCUCGCCUCGUACUGCCGCAACACAUGUUUUCACACGGCUUCACCGUCCCUGAAGCUGAGUCGGAAGUCGAGGAAGUCAAUCACUCACCACGUCGCGGCAGUCAGCAGAACCCCCUCACACUCGAUGAUUCCGACUCCGACUCGGCCUCUGAAUCAGACGAAGCACAAGACGCCUCAGCUGAAGUCACCAUGUUUGAGCAAGAGGCCGAUCUUGACGACGAGAUUCCUCUCGCUGCUGCCGACAACCUUCUGAGCCACUUGGUGCCACAACCAAGCCCUGCCGUGAGCUCGCUUGAUGUUGAGGAUGCCUACUCCGGAGAAGAGCCCCAAUUGGUUUACAUCAUGGACAACGACGAUGACGACAACGACAGUAAUUUAGAGGAAGUCGACGACGACAUGUUCAGUAAUCUAGACGAAGUUGACCUGGCUACGAGCGUCUCAGUAAUAAGAGGCGUAGAUGUUGAGGCUGAGGAAACUGUCGAUAUGGUUCAUCAUACCGGAUCUACCUACGAGUCGUCCGUCACAAUGUCAGUACCUCCUGAGCGGUCACCCGAAGCAAGUUCGUCGGCUCUCCGCACGAGGGAUUUCUUCUGGAGUGGCAUGUCUUCCGAGGAUAUGCAUGUGCAAGCACGAGAGCUUCCGUCUUUCGGUGCCUUUAUCGAUCAAACUACCUUUGCCGACUCGGUAGCUCCCCCUCUGCCUCCACGUCCAGCAGCACCACAGGCAGUGCCUUGGAGUCGUAUGGACCUCACAUCUUCUGUACAAGCAAAUGACAGCCACGAACGGCUUUCGGAGGAAUUCCCCGGUCACAACUAUCUAGGUACCAACUUUGGUGAUCGGCCAUCUCUGUUCAGUCCCGCGCCUCUAACCUCCCAGAAAGCUUCUCAAGGAGGUUUUAAUGGCUGCGAGGGUGCUCUAGAUUUCCAGACUGUUCCAGCUGCGGGUCGCAUCCAAACACCUCCACCACUGCCAAAUUCUGACCUUACGACCUCUACGACGCCACCGCCGAGUCGCAGAACCAAGGUAUCUAUUACGGAGAUUGUCGAGGAAGUCGAUGAUCAGCCACCAACACCUACUUCUAUGAAUGGCGUGAAGCGCAAGGCAGAUGUUCUUGGAGAGGAAGCAAGCAUCCCAACAGUACUGUCAACGACGACUGGGGUGGACAAGGAUUUCAUUGGCGAUGCUGUCGCUACCGAGGGUGCUGCUGAAGUCGCUGCUGUCAUCGCCCGCCGUCCGAAGAAGCAACCUCGUUCCAUCAUCAGCAGGACACUCAGGACGGCAGCUGCAUACAUCGUUCCCGGAGCGGCAGUCUCCUUUGCUCUACUUGCUACGCUCCCACAAUCCGUCUUCGAACUCUAGACGGAGUGAAUUCUUCUCUCUUCUGAUGAUAUCUUGCCUACUAGACAGGCCAUUCACUCUUUUACUUCUUGGGUUUCGGUGUUCAGGUCAGACGGAAA